Molecule: messenger RNA, 616 nt
Organism: Phragmites australis (common reed)
Lineage: Eukaryota; Viridiplantae; Streptophyta; Magnoliopsida; Poales; Poaceae
Product: large ribosomal subunit protein eL43z
Exons: 5
Coding region: 114-392 (92 amino acids)
Biological process (GO): translation
Cellular component (GO): ribosome
Molecular function (GO): structural constituent of ribosome
Source: RefSeq, a predicted model, not a curated record
UCUGCGAAACCCUAGCCCGGCCACUAUAUAACCCCUCUCUCUCUAUCGCGCGCCUCCUGCUCGAGCCCUCACCGCACCUGCGCCGCCGCGGACGCCUCCUACCCGUCGCCGAGAUGACGAAGCGCACCAAGAAGGCCGGAAUCGUUGGCAAAUAUGGAACUAGGUAUGGUGCUAGCUUGCGUAAGCAAAUCAAGAAGAUGGAGGUGUCUCAGCACUCCAAGUACUUCUGCGAGUUCUGUGGGAAGUUUGCUGUGAAGAGGAAAGCAGUUGGAAUUUGGGGAUGCAAGGACUGUGGGAAGGUCAAGGCUGGUGGUGCUUAUACCAUGAACACUGCGAGUGCGGUCACCGUCAGGAGCACAAUCCGUCGCUUGAGGGAGCAGACUGAAGCGUGAUCUAGUUCUUCUCUUCAGGAGUCCUGGGGUUUUGUAGUCGACUCAAGACUUGGGAAUCACUAUAUUGUUGCUAUUUGCCCGAAGAACAUCCUUUCGGCUUAUGCUUUAGGAUCACUGAAAGUAUGAUGCUAAGAUUUGUACUUGGUUGCCGUUGGAAAAUUGAUCAGUGAUCUGUGCCAAUGCCCGCUUUCAUGGCGUUGAAUUUCCUUGUAGUUUUACACUAA